Messenger RNA from Capsella rubella, 1473 nucleotides. RefSeq lists its product as uncharacterized. The record is from RefSeq and is a predicted model, not a curated record. The coding region runs from base 371 to 940 and encodes 189 amino acids. Lineage: Eukaryota; Viridiplantae; Streptophyta; Magnoliopsida; Brassicales; Brassicaceae. The transcript has 2 exons.
CUUAUUUCCUUUCUACUCUCUCAACACCAAAGUGAUAUCAAUUAUCUCACAAACACCACCUAUACACUCAUUCUUGCUACGGCUUCAUAUAAUCACUUUUUUACAUUAUUAUUUUUUCCUUUUUAUAAACUGCUUCCUUCCUUUUUUUUAUGUCUUUCUCUUCAAACAAUUUUCAUUAUCAUUAUAACUACAAUAAUGAUGAUGAUUUUGACAAAUAUUAUCAAGACCUAUUUGAUAAUCAAGUAGAAGCGACAAUAGAAGAUAUACCGCGGGAAAGAAAAAACGUGCAUAUAUCGAAAGAAAUCGAGAAGAAGGUCACGAACGUUUGUGGAACGAUUAUUUUAGUGACAAUCCUACUUACCCGGAAAGGAUGUUUCGAAGACGAUUUCGAAUGAACAAGCCAUUGUUCCUACGUAUUGUCAAUCGUCUCUUAGCAGAAGUUGGAUAUUUUCUACCUAAAAAAGAUGCAACAUUCCGAAAUGGUAUUUCACCCCUUCAAAAGUGUACUGCAGCAAUUCGACUUUUAGCAUACGGGGGUGGAGCAGACACGGUUGACGAAUAUAUACGUCUUGGUGAAACGACGGCUCGAAACUGUUUGGAACAUUUUGUCAUUGGAAUUGUUGACUUGUUUGGCGAUGAAUACCUAAGGCGGCCUACCGAAGAGGAUCUUCAAAGGCUACUUUAUAUAGCAGAACAACGGGGUUUUCCGGGGAUGGUUGGGAGCAUGGAUUGUAUGCAUUGGGGGUGGAAAAAUUGUCCAACCGCAUGGAAAGGUAUGUAUUCUCGAGGUACCGGAAAAUCAACUAUUGUUUUGGAGGCGGUUGCUUCACAAGAUCUUUGGAUAUGGCACGCGUUUUUUGGAGCACCAGAGUUUGAUGAUACGUUUCAACGUCGUUUCAACAAUGGCAAUUAUAGUUUGCUGAUACGUUUAGAGAUUUGAACAACUAAAUAAAACGACGAUUGGGUACGGCGGCAGCUACAACCGAUCUAGAAAACAUAAAUAAGAGACAAUAGAUAUAUGAUUCCCGUGAGGUAAAGAGGAGGAUUUGGUUUUGCUAGAGUUUGAGCAGGCGGAUGAGGUAGGUUUACGUGGCAGAAAAGAGGAUUUGGUUGGCUAGGUUCUAACGGUGGCAGAAAAACGGUUUACAAGGUGGAUCUAAUAAAAUCUUCGCUGGUGGAGGAAGAAGAAUUGGUUGGGUAGGAUUUUCUCAGAUCCUCACUGGUGGAGGAGGGAGACUUAGUUGGGUAGGAUUUUCUCAGUUUUGAAGAGGAAUUAGGGAUUCAAGAGUUAAAGUUUGGGAAAAAUGGAAUUAGUUUUUUUAUUUCUUUUUACUUUUACUGAAAAUUGGUUUUAGAAUAAUGAAAGGAAGGAAAAGAGUUGGAGAUAGUAAAGGAGAGAAUAGUCAUUUCCUUAACAAAAAGUAUAGAGGUAGUAGAAAGUGGGUGUGAUGGUGAAUACUUUAUAGUAAAGUA